UAUAUGUGGGAUGCUGCUGUGGCUCUGCCCUCAGAACAAUACAGUGCAACCUCUGUGUAACAACAAUAUGGAUAGUAUCCGCCGUAAUUGCCCUGUUUUAUAGCACACUUUCUUUUGCUUGACGCGGAAAAAAUGUGGAUACCGACUGAACAUGAAAAAUAUGGCGUUGUGCUGGCAAAUUUUCGAGGAAUGGUUCAGCAUGGACUUCCGCUGGAGAUCGGUGACACGGUGCAGAUUUUGGAGAAAUGUGAAGGAUGGUACAGAGGAUUCAUCACAAAGAAUCCAAACGUAAAGGGAAUAUUCCCAAGCUCCUAUAUUCACCUCAAGAAUGCCCACGUCAAGAACAAAGGGCAGUUUGAGACCGUCAUUCCCACCGAGGACUCGGUCAUUACAGAGAUAACUAUGACCUUGAGAGACUGGGGCACCAUGUGGAAGCAGCUCUACAUGAGGAAUGAAGGGGAUCUUUUUCACAGACUGUGGCAUGUGAUGAAUGAGAUACUGGAGCUGCGACAGCAGGUUCUGGUGGGCCACCUCACUCACGACCGCUUGAGUGACAUCAAACAGCACAUCACGACACGGCUGGACUGGGGAAACGAGCAGCUGGGUUUGGAUCUGGUCCCCAGGAGGGACUUCGGCAUGGUGGACCCUGAUGAGAUCAGCAUCACAGAGCUGUAUCGGCUGAUGGAGAGAUGUCAUCGUAGACGCGAGGCUUCCCCACAGGCCAGUAUGCACCACCUGUUCCUUCAGAUGAAGAGCAUGAUGAGUUCAAAUCUGGGGGAGGAGCUGGAAGUCUUCUUCUCAGUCUAUGACAGCAGAGAAAUGCGACCAAUCAGUGAGAGGUUCUUUGUGCGCCUCAAUAAGCAAGGGCUACCAAAGUCUCCAGAGAAGACUGAGAGGCAGUGUACACUCUUUGUUGAUUUGGGAAGUAGCGAUCUUCGCAAAGAUGUGUAUGUUGUAGCUCAUAUUUUUAGAAUAGGGCGAAUGGUCGCAGGUGAGAAGAAGAGCGUGAGUAACACGCAGUACAAGCGUCCAUACGGUUGUGCCGUGAUUAGCGUUGCUGACCUGUUAACAGCUGACUUCAAGGAUGAUCACUUGCUGAAGAUUUACUCAUGUAAUGCAGAAAGUGAGUGGUACCAAAUCCAUGACAGUAUUAUCAGGAAGGUCAGCUCACGAUACAGCCAUAUUGGCUCAAAUACAGGCCUUAAUGUCUCUCUCCAGCUCCUGCAUGGGGAUAUGGAGCAGAUUCGCAAGGAUUACAUGCGUCUUUUCACCCGCAACGUCUCUAUUUCUAAGAGGCUUGGUUUCUCCGAUAUCAUCAUUCCAGGUGAAAUAAGGAACGACCUGUAUGUGACCCUUGAGAGGGGUGAGUUUGAGAAAGGUGGAAAAAGCGUGGCGCGUAAUGUGGAAGUCACCGUCUAUCUGCUGGGAGGUGAUGGGCAACUUCUGAAGGGUCUGGUUUGUUGCGGCUCUGGGGAACCAGGAGUGGAUGAGCACCGCUCUUAUGUCCUGUAUCACAGUAACAGCCCUCGCUGGGCCGAACAGAUCAAACUGCCCAUCCCUCUGGAGAUGUUUCACGGCACACACUUACGCUUCGAGCUCAGGCACUGCUCCACAAAGGAAAAGGGUGAGAAGAAGCUUUUCGGCUUCUCUUUUGUCCCUCUGAUGCAGGACGAUGGGAGACCAUUGCCUGAUGGAACGCAUGAGCUCAUUGUCCACAAGUGUGAAGAGACAGCUGAUCUCCAGGAUCCUGCUCGGUACCUCAAACUGCCAUUUUCCAAAGCCAGCCUCCAGCCGGGCAACAACCAGACAAUAAAGAACAGCAAAGAAUCUUUCUGGAUCCAGUCGUCUCUCUGCUCCACUAAACUCACUCAGAAUGGUGACAUGUUGGACCUGCUGAAAUGGAGAGUCCAUCCGGACAGAAUCAUUGACUGCCUCUCCAAACUGAAGGACAUUGAUGGCACUGAAAUUGUUAAGUUUUUACAGGACACUCUGGACACCUUGUUUGGGAUUUUAGACGAGAGUCCACAGCGGUAUGGACUAAAAGUGUUUGACUGCCUGGUGCAUGUUAUAAAUUUGCUGCAGGACAGCAAAUUCCAGCUCUUCAAACCUGUAGUGGACAACUACAUCGAGAUCCACUUUGCUGGUGCUCUUUCCUACAGGGAUCUGAUCCGUGUGUUGAAGUGGUAUGUGGAUCGUAUCAUUGAUGCCGAGCACCAGGAACAGAUCCAGCAGGUUUUGAAGGCAUCUGAGUACUUGUUUAAGUACAUUGUGCAGUCCAGGCGUCUGUACGUGGCGGCCACGGGAGGCCAGAACGAGGAGGAAUUUUGCUGCUCUGUUCACGAACUCUUCAAGUCCAUCCACCUGUUCCUGUCACAUGAGAGUAAAGGCAUCAGCCCCAUCACACACACACAGGCCGUGUUCCUGAGAUCGUUCCCGACUGUGUGCUGCGAGCUGCUAAAGAUCUUCAGCAUGAGAGAGGUGGCAAAUCUGGCCUGCGACACGCUGAGCAGCCUGCCUGCCCUCACGCACACGGACUGCCCUCUACAGGCCGUCAAACUGCAGUGCAUGGCCAAGACCGUGGAGAGUCCACUUUACGUCAACCCGGAGUCGAGGUGUGUGCUGUUACCUGUAGUGCUGCGUCUGCUGCACACACACCUGCAGGAGCAGAGGGAGCUGGUGCUGUGUGCCAAUAUCCUCACCAGCAUGCUGACGCUCAACACAGCUGCCACGGAGUGUGGUGUGUCUGAGGAGGUGAAUCUGGUCAUGGAGAGUCUGUCUGGAGUGUUACUCAGAACUGUACUGGAAGUGACCAACCGGCCUCAGCCUGCCGCCACAUCGCUGCGCCUGCCGUACCAGGAUGUUACAGGUGAAUUUGUUGCCUGUUUGCUCACAUUGCUGCGGCAGUUGAAAGAUAAAGAAUACCAGCAGCUUCUCAGCAGAUUUCCCACUAAAGAUGAACUAACGAGUUUCCUCCUGCAGUUAUUCACUGUCUUCAGGAUACUUAUCCGACCGGACAUGUUCCCUAAAGACUGGACUGUCAUGAGACUGGUCGCUAAUAAUGUCAUCAUAACCACCAUCUUAUAUCUCUCCGAUACUCUGCGCAACAACUUCCUUAAUGAGAAAUUUGACUUCAAGGUAUGGGAGUCCUAUUUUUAUCUCUGUAUAAUAUUCAUCAACCAGCCCUGCCUCCAACUGGAAAUGUUCCCGCCCUCCAAGAGGAAAAAAGUCCUGGAGAAGUACGGUGACAUGAGAGUGAUGAUUGGCUGUGAGAUUUUCAGCAUGUGGCAGCAUUUGGGUGACUACAAGUUAAAUCUCAUUCCCACCCUGAUUGGUCCGUUCAUGGAGGUGACUCUGGUACCACAGAUGGACCUGAGGAACGUCCUCAUCCCCGUUUUCCACGAUAUGAUGGACUGUGAACAGCGACGGAGCGGCAACUUCAAACAGGUGGAGGCCAAACUAAUAGACAAACUGGAUGGCCUGAUGUCAGAGGGAAAAGGAGAUGAGACAUACAGAGAGCUCUUUAACAACAUAAUUCCACUGUUUGGUCCGUAUCCAAGUCUCCUGAAGAAGAUUGAGAGAGAGACCUGGAGAGAAAGUGGCAUUUCCCACAUCGCUACCGUCACACGGCUAAUGGAGAGAUUAUUAGAUUACAGGGACUGCAUGAAGAUUGGCGAGGUUGAUGGGAAAACAAUGGGAUGUACAGUCAACCUUCUGAACUUCUAUAAAACCGAGUUGAAUAAAGAAGAAAUGUACAUCCGUUAUAUUCACAAGCUCUAUGAGCUGCACCUGAAGGCACAAAAUUACACCGAGGCGUCCUACACUCUUCUGCUGUACGAUGAGCUGUUGGAGUGGACCGAAAGACCUCUCCGAGAGUUCCUCACGUACCCCAUGCAGAGCGAAUGGCAGAGGAAGGAAUGCCUUCAUCUCACCAUCAUACACAAUUUCGACAGAGGAAAAUGCUGGGAAAACUGCAUCAUACUGUGUCGAGAGCUGGCCAAUCAGUACGAAGCGUAUUAUGACUACAGGAACCUCAGCAAGAUGAGGAUGAUGGAAGCCUCUUUCUAUGACAAAAUAAUGAACCAGCAGCGGCUCGAGCCAGAGUUCUUCAGAGUCGGCUUCUACGGAAAGAAGUUCCCCUUCUUUUUAAGGAAUAAAGAGUUUGUGUGUCGAGGGAACGAUUACGAGCGUCUGGAGGCCUUUCAGCAGCGGAUGCUCAGCGAGUUUCCUCACGCCAUCGCAAUGCAGCACGCCAACCUGCCCGACCAGACCAUCCACCAAGCAGACGCGCAGUAUCUGCAGAUCUAUGCCGUUAGUCCUGUCCCUGAAAACCAGGACGUCCUGCAGAGAGACGGAGUCCCCAACAACAUCAAGAGCUUCUACAAAGUCAACCAUAUUUGGAGGUUUCGCUACGACAGGCCUUUUCACAAGGGCACCAAAGACAAAGAGAACGAGUUUAAGGUGGAGAUGACUCCCUUGGAGAACGCCAGUGAGGUGAUUGAAAAUAAGACGCUGCAGUUGAGGACGCUGAUCGCCCAGUGUCAGAUGAGGCAGAUGCUGAACAUCAACCCUCUCACCAUGUGCCUGAACGGAGUCAUCGAUGCCGCUGUCAAUGGAGGACUGGCUCGAUACCAGGAGGCAUUCUUUGCGAAAGAUUACAUGGCAAAUCAUCCAGAGGAUGGAGAGAAAAUUACUCGUCUUAGGGAACUGAUGUUUGAACAGGCCCAUAUUCUGGAAUUUGGUUUAGCCGUGCACGAGAAGUUCGUUCCACAGGAUAUGAAGCCGUUACAUAAAAAGCUUGUCGACCAGUUUCAUGUAAUGCGCUCCAGUCUGGGGAUUCAACCACAAGAGUUUCCCGCUUAUGUGCGAGUUAGUCCUCUGCAUUUUGCAAAUGGCAGCCCGCGCACAUGCAGGACCCCCGUACCUAAUGCCAUCAGCCCAGAGGGAGGCCGAAUCGUGGCAAGACGCAGUCCUCUCAGCUAUCCAGCUGUCAACAGAUAUUCCUCAUCCUCACUGUCAUCACAGGCCUCAAAUGAAGUGAGCAACAUCACCGGCCAAUCAGAGAGCUCGGAUGAGGUCUUCAACAUGCAACCCAGUCCGUCUACCUCAAGUCUGAGCUCAAAUCACUCUGGCUCACAGAAUGUGAACAGCUCUGCGCCCUCCAGCAAUAGAGCUUCUCCACUGCCGUCUGACAAGCACAAGCACUCCAGAGACAACGCCUGCCUCUCUCCACGGGACAGACUCUGCAGCGGCAUUUUCCCCAGCCCACUGGACCCCACACAGAAAAUGACUACCGACAACCCCAGCCUGACCGGCAAACCUCAGCUGAACCGCGUGCAGCGCAUUAAUUCGGAGCCCCGUCACCGGCCCACACCCAGGAAGGUCUCUCAGCUGUAGCGCGUCAGCGGUAACUUGGACUACGUCGCAUUUUUUGCAGCCGUUUACUGUAAAAUAACUGUAGGUUAUGUAUCAUAAUUGGCAAUGUUUUCAAAUGCAAGGAGGUGCAUUUUUUGUGGAGG
Sinocyclocheilus rhinocerous is the source of this 5516-nucleotide messenger RNA. Its product is annotated as dedicator of cytokinesis protein 4-like. The record is from RefSeq and is a predicted model, not a curated record. Gene Ontology annotation, cellular component: cytoplasm; plasma membrane. Lineage: Eukaryota; Metazoa; Chordata; Actinopteri; Cypriniformes; Cyprinidae. Gene Ontology annotation, molecular function: small GTPase binding; guanyl-nucleotide exchange factor activity. Gene Ontology annotation, biological process: small GTPase-mediated signal transduction; cell chemotaxis. The transcript has 49 exons. The coding region runs from base 133 to 5394 and encodes 1753 amino acids.